AAACAUAUUUUAUACGCUAAAAAAACUAUAAAAUAACUUAGAAAAUGUCCGCAAAAGAUUAUUAUGAUACUAAAGAUGUAAAUAAUCAAAGUUAUCCUCCUCCGCCACCACCACAAUAUCCUCCACAAUAUCCUCCUCAAUCAUAUUAUUCUCCUAAUGGAGGUCCUCCUCCUUCUCAAUAUCCUCCUGGUCCUCCUGGUCCUCAUUAUAAUGGUUAUUAUUCUCAACCGCAACCUGUUUAUGUUCAGCAACAAUCUUCUUCAAAUAAAGCUGCAACGGGUUGUCUUGCAUGUCUUGCUGCUUGUUGCGCUUGUUGCAUGCUUGAACAAUGUUUAUAUUAAACUUUAUUAUAUUAUAAAAAUUUCAGUAUAAAAAAAAGAUGAUAC
Molecule: messenger RNA, 386 nt
Organism: Pneumocystis carinii B80
Lineage: Eukaryota; Fungi; Ascomycota; Pneumocystomycetes; Pneumocystales; Pneumocystaceae
Exons: 4
Coding region: 45-341 (98 amino acids)
Source: RefSeq, a predicted model, not a curated record